CUUCAACACCCGAUGGUCACCACAAUGGAACAGUGGAAUGCAUGCCCAAAUUGUUGGUCUAUUGAUAACAAAGACCCAAUGCCCCAUUCCAGAGAUCACUGUGGGUCCCCUAUUCUGUGGAUAGACAUAUCUUCUGUACUCAUGACGUUGGAAGUCAAAAGGGUUGUUUUCAGCUCUUUGGACUUCAGCACAAUGUUGCAUUGGAGUACAACAUGCGAUGGACAACCUACCUGUAAAUAUGAAUUGCAGUACAAGGUAUAUGGAGACAGUGAGUGGCAAAAGAAAAGAGACUGUGAAAAAAGCAAGAACUUCUGCAAUAUGACAGCAGAAAUAUUGAAGAAAGAACAUGUAGAUGAAAAGAUAUUUGCCCGAGUGAGAGCGAAGACUAAUAACAAUGCUACAUCUUCAUGGAAAAUUAGUAAAGAAUUUCAAGUCUUACGAGAAACAAACAUUAGCGCCCCAGCGGUGACUGUGACACCUUCCUCACACACCAUAUUAGUAGAUAUCACUGCCCCACUGCUGUUAUAUCACAUCAAAUAUGCUGGCACUGACUAUCAGAAGAAAAUAUCUUUUCUUAUUAAGCUGUCCUCUUCAUCAAAGCUGAUCAAGGAGGAUUACACAGAGAAGAAAAUAUGGAAUAUUACAAAUCUGGCUCCUGGGAAAUAUUGCAUCAGUGUAAAUAUGAAGUAUGGAGAAAUCACAAGUAGCUCAAGUCCAAAUAAGUGUGUGGAGAUAAAAGGUGUAGUACUUAAAGAAGUCAUCAUGGGAUCCAUCUUGGUUCUUUUUGCUUCUGUGGUAAUUGUUGUCAUUCUGACAAUAUAUCUUUUUCUGCACAGAAAUGUGUUUCAUCCCAAGCCUCCUCUUCCUUCUAACCUGAUUUUAAAUAAUAUGAAAUCAAAACCAACUGACUACAAGUCUGAUGUAACCUUCAUGGUCCCUCCAGAAUUUGAAGGCUUGGAACCCUCUAAAUAUAUUCUUGCAUCUGACAAAAAUGUCAAAGAACCAUCACAAAACAAGCGCUAUGUCUCUACUGAUACCUGGAGAAAAGACUAUGUUAACUGUAGACAGAAGGACAUGGAUCAGAAUGUUCUCCAAAACAAAAUAGUGGAACUAAGAAACUCAACUUAUGUAACAAAAGUUUUUCAAAUAGAACAUCCAAAUGUUUGCAUCACAUCUCAGGCAAGAUACACAGAGUUAGAUGUGUCUCCGCAUCAUAAACAUUUUUAUAAAGAUGAAGGAUAUUAUAAAAACUUCAAUAAAAGUAGAAAAUUGUGCCCCUAUCCCAGACCCUCAUGUACGAAUCCAGUUCAAAAUUUAAAUCACGUGUAUAAAAAUGAUCCACAACUUGGGUAUAGCAACACCUCUGGAAAGGAAAUUUAGAAUCUUCCC
This is a messenger RNA of Hyla sarda, 1389 nucleotides long. Its product is annotated as interleukin-10 receptor subunit alpha-like. Bases 13 to 1380 code for a protein of 455 amino acids. NCBI's taxonomy places the organism in Eukaryota, Metazoa, Chordata, Amphibia, Anura, Hylidae. The transcript is spliced from 7 exons. Gene Ontology annotation, molecular function: protein binding. The record is from RefSeq and is a predicted model, not a curated record.